Messenger RNA from Medioppia subpectinata, 1245 nucleotides. The record is from the annotation of a GenBank genome assembly. NCBI's taxonomy places the organism in Eukaryota, Metazoa, Arthropoda, Arachnida, Sarcoptiformes, Oppiidae.
AUGACUCGAAUAUUAUUAUUGGCAGUCCGUGAGGGCGCGUCCACUGCUAUCACAUGCCUUAGCUGUCAUUCACUGUCCACUCUUAUACUCAAUGGUAUGAUCAGUAAAGAGACAAUGGCUCUGGCCUUUCAUGAGGUGUGUCUUAUACUUCAACUCUCGACCCCAAGAGUUUGUGUGGGACUCAUAGAGCAGAUGAAAGAGACGGUUCACUUUAUACGUCAAAACUCAAAACUUAAAGCAACCGAAGUUUGCGGUGUAUUGUUAGGCACUCAAUGUUUUAUCGGCCGAUCGGAGCACUUAUUCUGGAGACUUGAUAUUCCAGAAAAUAGUAAAAACGUCGACAUAUGGUAUUGGACCGGAGAUAUUGUUGCUCACGAUAUUUGGCAAUAUAACCGACAUCGAAAUAUAGCACAUUCGCAUAUAAUUACAAAUUUACUUCAACAUUACAGAAAUGGUAGCCAAAUAGUGCCAGCGAUUGGCAAUCACGAGACCUUUUCCUCCGCCUUCUAUACAAAACUCACAUUCAAUUUCAUGGCUUUACGAAGCUGGUCCCAAUGGUUACCUGAAGACGCUCUUCAAUUAGUUCGCUAUUAUACCCUUGUUAUCAAUCGUGGAUUCCGAGUAAUCGUAUUGAACACUAACUAUUGCGCCCGACUUAACAUCUGGACAUACUAUGACUCAGUAGAUCCGGCGGAUCAACUCAAAUGGCUUAUCAAAGAACUUGUUAUCGCUGAACAAGAAGGAGAUUACGUUCAUAUUGUGGGUCACGUGCCCGUCGAUAACCGAGAGUGUACUCAAGCCUGGGUUUAUAAUUAUUUGGCAAUUGUCGAGAGAUUUAGUCACACCAUAACCGCCCAGUUCUUCGGUCACACACACGCCGACGAGUUUCGAGUUCUUUACUCGAACCACAAUUACUCAAAACCCAUUGGCUUUGAAAUAUUGUCUCCCAGUGUUACCACAUUCCAAACAUUUAACCCGUCGUAUCGUAUUAUAACUGUCACUCAAAAUGAUAUUGUGAUCACGAAUUCGAUGUCUCGAUACGACGACUUUGAAAGUCAGUGUUUGGUUAACGGAAUCGCAUCCAUGAAUGGCAAUCAUUUGGUUCAAUACACAGACAUUAGAUCCGCAGAAAUAGUCGAACUUUGUGUUAUGAAAGAUACGAACUCUUGCUUUUUGGGCCAAUACUCCAGUCAUAAAGAGAUCGUCGAUAUCGAGUACAGGACCCGAAUACCAUACAAGAAUUGA